UUCUCCUCGUUCUCCUCCUUCUCCUCCUUCUCCUCCUUCUCCAACUUUCGAUUGGCCUAGUUGACUGCUUGACUGCUCGACUGAAUAAUUAUUUCAUUCUUUAAAUGCAAGCUGUUCUAGCUAGCUUACUUUACCAUCAUUUUUUACCUUGCCUUACCUACCUUACCUACCUUACCUACCUUACCUUACUACCUACCUUACCUACCUGGUCUCUUGUCUUGGCCUGACAUCCCCAUUCAAAUUCAUUCAUCACCUCGAUCCACCCACCCAUCCCGCUUUUUUCUACCCUCCACGCCAACCCAAGCCAUCCAUCCAUCAAGCCAUCCAUCCAUCCAUCAAUCCAUCCAUUCAUCCAUCCACCCAUCCUCCCACACGCACCCACCCAUACAAAUAAUUUCAUUCUAGGCCAACCCAAGCCAGCCUUUUUUGACCAGACCAUCCAUCUCCUUCAAGGCUUCAACCUAUUGAAAACCACCUACCUAUCAUCGCCCCAUAUCCGAGAAUUCCCUCUUUCUUUAUUCUUCGAGGAACAAGCAAACAAGCAAACAAUCAAAUCGACUAAAUAUUUAUUUUAUUUUCGAGAGGGCUAUUUCUACGAAGAACAUCGAAAUCGAACUGAGGAAAAGGAAGAAUUGAGUCAGCUAAUCGUUUUGCUGUUGCUAUUUUGAUUGAUCGGUAAUAAUUUACAAGACAAUCAAUCAAUCAGUCAAGCAUUCCAGCACCCAAGCAAGCAUUCACAAUACAUCACCGUACACCGUACGCCGUACUUCCGAUAUCAAAGCAUCCAUCCAUCACCUCAUCCAAAACACACCACUUGCGUAUCCCUCUCCCUCGAAAUUGCCUUUCGUUUGAAGAUAUUGAAAAAGACCAUCAGUCCCAUUCCACCCAUCCGAACUUCGAGAUUCAUUCAUAAACUCUAGAUAAAGUCACGAAAAUAAGGAUUUGACUUUUUGACUUGGACUUCCGAGACACCCUCGAGAGAUAGAUUGAUUACCCAACAAAACAUUCUCAUUCGAAACGCUUAAAUUCUACGCCUCAAUCAAAGCUUUGCCGCUUUCCUUAUCGACUCUUUUGAUUACGGAACGAAACCGGACAUUAAAUCUACGCAAUCAGCCAAACUUUCCCAUCUUAUUUAUUUUCUAAUUCUUAUUUAUUUUUCGGGUUUUGGCAUUUUUUGGAAAGGCUUUCUUGAGAGUUGCUUCCAUCCAUUCGAAAACAUAAUCUCUCUUUUCUUCUGAAGCUUUGGAUUCGUUGCAGAUUGGGACAAGAACGAAAUAGCUGGAAUACGCAUUUGUUCUUUCUUAUCUUGCUUGAACUUUUACUUCUCUUCCCCCAAUCCGGAGUCGCUAUUUUCCUGGGGUAUUGAAAAAAAUCUCCAUUUCCUAUGUAAGUUCCCACCCACCCCCAAGAAAUUAAAAAAGCAUCCUAUAUCUACAACAUCACCACGCAGUAGUAGCAUCAGUUUGAUUGCAUCAAUCUGUCUGCGAAAAUUACCUACAUGACACAUACUCUCCCUCCACAUCAUCCAUACAUUCAUACCACGUUUCCUAAAAUCCUCUUUUUUUACUUCAUCUUCUCUCAUGCAAGAAUGAGAAUGUAGCUGACCAGUCCUUUCCCCAACAAACAGUCCACAAUUGUCAAGGAUUCAUUGGUCUUCUUUUCAAUACUUAAUGAUAAGCCCAAACUAGGUUCGCUAUCUUUCGACAAGCCCCCUCCCACCUCAAGUCGAAUAGUUUUAUCAAUCAACCCAACAUCUCAAAGAGGAAGAAGGAAAAGAAACAGCAGCUUGUCCAACAAAUCUUUACACGUUGUAGGAUGCCUUACACUCCACCUUCCCAACGGUCUCCCGCCAGCUCUACCACUCAUUCCCCUGCUGUCUCGAGACGCUCCUCAUACCAACUUAGCCACCAUGCCUCAGCUCCAAGACCGGAGCUGCCAAGGUCCACUUCCUACCUCACUAGACAUCGACGGACUCCUUCGGUUAAAUCAACACCUUUUGGGCCAACACUAGACCCAACCCCUCCUGGCACGGCUGAUAGUGAAAAGGGUCCAAGCCAUGAUACAAAUAGCAGCUUGACUGCCUCUAGCAGUCUUCGACAAUCACCCCCACCUGUUACAGACGACAACAAGAUGCCUAUCGGAGUAGUCAUGUCACCGCCAGAUUCCACUCAGAACUCUGAUGAAGAGGACAAUGGAUCAAGAGGAAGGAAGUUGGAAAACUUGGAGGAAUUACAAGCUGCCAUUAGAGUCAUCGAGCAACACAGAGAGAGUUCACCUAACCGGGCGUCAUCAGAGAUCGAGAGACUGACCCAAGCUAUAUCACUUCUCCCCAUCAACAAAGACACAAAGGAAACAAAGGAUAAGCCAACGUCGGAGCACAUGGAAAAAUCCCAACCUCCUCGAAAGCUUCAACACCAGAGAUCGAGCACCGAGACAGUUUUCCUCGAUCUAAGAAGCAACCAGAACAACCAGUCUGCACCGGAAACCCCUACAACUGGUUCUGAUGAUGAGCUGAGUGAUGAAGAAGCCGAGAUGGCCAGAAGGAAGCCUCAGAUGCUCAGGAAGAAGUCCGGAGAACUUGUUCGACCAGCUCUUCGACCAUCCUCCGCAAAGAGGCGUCCAUCAUCCAUGCCUGGUACCCCUACGUUCUCCAAGGCGGUUCACUUUGAUUCACACCUCGAACAUGUGCGCCAUUUCCUUCAGGUCGAUCGACCUCUCGCCGUCAGCGCUGGUUCUUCUCCUGUUGAAUCAUACGAAAGUGAUUCGGAAUUCCCAUUCGGGCAUGAUGAUGACUCCAACAACAGAGGACCACCAUUUGAAUGGGAAAUCAUCAUCUCCAACUUCCCACCGAUGACUGCCCAACGGGCAGCCAUGCCCAUUCGUGUGGAAAGGGUUUUCCUGUCGGCGGACAACAAGAACUUGAUCGGAACUGUUGCCGUAACCAACUUGGCAUUCAACAAGUUGGUCGUGGCUAGAUUUACCUUGGAUUACUGGAAGACCACAUCGGAAGUUGUUGCUGAAUACAACAAUGAUAUCCGUCAACCAAAACAUUCUGAUGGAUGUGAUCGUUUUUACUUCAACAUCAAGCUUGCCGACCAAGCCAACCUUGAAGCAAAGACGAUGUUCUUUUGUGUCAAGUACUGUGUCAACGGUGUGGAAUACUGGGAUAAUAACAACGCCACCAACUUCCAGAUUGAUUUCCGAAAGAAGGCAAAGUUACAAAAUGGAAAGAAGAGCUCACCAGCAGCAUCAAGGUCAACCAACUCACUACCGAGAAGUAACAAAAGGUCACCACCAGCCGCUCCAAUCAAGAAGUCGCCUGCUUUUGAUGACUUCUCUAAUGACUUUGAUUCCAAGUAUUUGAACUCCAACUUCAAACUGCCUGUCGCAGAUUACCUUGGAGACUCAAACACUGUAAGAUUGAAGGGAGUUAAAUCUGCCGUCACCUUGGCAUCUGAUAACCGCAGCCGCCGUGCAACAGUAAACACGAACACUGCAGGUGGUCAAGCCUUUGGUCACAGAUACGACUUUGGCGCUUCUCUUAAUGCUGCUAUAAGUGCGGCUAACUCUACCCUGGGUGACAAGAGUGGUAUCACCAUGAAGUCAAAGAGACCUGCACCAAUUAGUGAAACGAGAAAGUUUAUCAAUCAUGAUGAACAAGUAUCACCACUCUCAAUGUCAGCUCCAAAGACUUUUGACCACUCUACUCCAUCCAAGACUUUACCUUCGACGGGUACAAGCACGAGUGGAACUGAUUCGCCAAGACCCGUUGGUACUGAGAAGCCUGUACUGGCGUCACAAUCAUACAAUGAACUUCUCGACAAGUAUUGCUUCGUACGUACCAACGAACACCACUGGGCAUAGUAAAGGGAUUAAGCUAAUUGAAUAUUGUAUUAUAGUUUGGGUCAGUGAAGAACUCGCCACAAUUGAAAGAUGGUACUGCGAGAUCUGGUCAAUAUGAUGGAAAUAAUGAUGAUGGCUACCUGUUUGGUUCCGUCGAUUCAACGGCUAGCAAUUCACCAAUCACAAUGCCACAUAUGAAUCAUCGAUCUUCCUCUCAUGGGGCAAGCCCUGAAGGUACUCGUUCCACAUCGCCUGCUCCUAUGACGGGCUUUGUUUCGGGUACGUCUCCGAUGUAUCCUUACCACAUGCAUGGUGGUUUUCCGUUCAACGACACUCAUUCAGCAACAGCAAUUCGAGGUUGAAUGAAACUCUUUUGAUCAAAUUGUCAAAUCAACAAAUGAAACCUAUUUACGAUGACGAUCAUGAAUAAUCGAAUCAUGAAACGAAAAUCUAAUUCUAUCGAAAGAUACUUCUCGUAUCCUUGGCGGAUCAAUCACCUCUUAAUUGAGUUGUGAUUCCUCGAUCCAUUACCAACCUUUUUCCUCUUCGACUGUUAAUAUAUCUCUCUCCUCACGAACACGGCCUUCUCAAUUCAUAUUUGUUUAGCAUUUUUGCGAAGGGAGAUAUUUGGGCAGCAUGCGAAUGAAGGGAAAGAUGAUCAUGUCUCAUGAUCCUCUUGCUUUUACAUUUUGCUCUUGUACUUUUUAGCGUUCCUUUUUUUUUUUCUUUGGGUGGUUGCUUUUUCUUUUCUUGCAUGUCCUUUAUUUUUUCGCACUGCUACUACUGAUUCAAUUGGUUUGUUCUAAUUUCGAAUGAACCCGGUCAUCAUAGAUUCUGGAGUUAUCUGCUUUGGGGGAAUGGGGGGGCAAAUCAUUUUCUCAAUCAUUGAUUGAGAAUAUCAAAGAGAUAAUGACCUCUCUAUUUUUCUUUUAUGGGAAACGAAAGAUUGAUCCUUUGGUUAUUGUACCUCAUCGGAUUGACGGUAGGAGGCUGAGAAUGAAUGGGGGAGAACCAAAAAGUUAUAUUUAUUAUUGGAUGGAUGGAGGGGACCCUGGCAUAUACGGGAGGGUAGGUGGAAUGGUGAUGGAUGGUGGAUACUUUGUUCAUACAAAAUGAUGGUUAUUUUAUUUCUUUUUUGGGGGAGGGGGAGUCGAGGAUGAUUUGGGGAAUUCCAGAGAUAUUGGAAGAACUAACCAGUGAGGAAAAAUCAUAUGGUAGAUUCGAAUGGAAUAGGUGGUGGAUGAUAAAGAAUGGAAUGGAUUUUGGGCAUGCGUGCAUGGAUUGAAAAAUCAAGCAUUGAGAGAAGGAUAUGAUGAAGUCAAGGUGAAGCUGAAGGCAAAGAUAAAAAAAGUCAAGCAAAGGCCAAGGGGGAAUCAUUUGAGAUUGAGAUGAUAAAUGAAUGAUAAAAAAAAAAUCCAUCAUAUUAAAUUUUUUGAGUGUAUGAUGAUUGUAAAGAUUGAAAGUGUGGCAAUGAAUACUUUAUAUGUAC
Molecule: messenger RNA, 5332 nt
Organism: Sclerotinia trifoliorum
Lineage: Eukaryota; Fungi; Ascomycota; Leotiomycetes; Helotiales; Sclerotiniaceae
Source: the annotation of a GenBank genome assembly